Molecule: messenger RNA, 1227 nt
Organism: Prorocentrum cordatum
Lineage: Eukaryota; Dinophyceae; Prorocentrales; Prorocentraceae
Source: the annotation of a GenBank genome assembly
CAGGAUGGCGACAGCAUCCAGAGCAAGUUUUACUCCAUCGUGCGGCGCGCCCGUGCUGCCGUGCCGCAGGCCGUGCCGCAGUCGGAUGGCCUGACGGUGCCGCUCGCGACGAGCGCGUCCCCGCCCGCAGGCAGCUCAGACCUGGAGCGGGGCGACGGGGAGCCGCAGUGGGCCUCCUGGGCCCGCGGGGCGCUCGACCGCGCGCGGCGGCAGGCGGAGGAGGCGGCCGAGCAGGCGCGCCAGAACCUGAGCGAGGGGCUCGAGAAGGCGAAGAGCACCGACUGGAGCGAGCAGAUGAGAGUGAUGCAGGAUCGCGUCUCCACCAGCACCUCUUCCGCGAGUUCGUCGUUCAGUGAGGGCACAAGGUCAUUCCACGAGAGCACGGCGCGCAUCAUCGACAGGGCGAAGACGCUCGAGAUGUCAGAGCAGGCGGACAACCUCCGGCGCGGCGUGUCGCGCGGCCUCGAGCAGGUGUCGCAGGGUGCCGCGUCGGUGGGGUCGGCGCUGUCCGAGAGCUCUGGGCAGGCGGCGCAGAAGGCGCGGGAAGGCGCGUCGGCUGCCGCGCAGGGCGCCAGAGGGGCGCUGUCGGUUGUCGGUGAACGUGCGCAUGGCGCAGCCUCCCUGGCGAUGGAUCCAAGAAAGCUGCUCAGGUUCGGCGCCGUCUUCGGCGUGGGCCUCCUCCUCAUCCUGAUAUCGCUCAACUUCCUGCCCAUGCUCCUGUUGAAGCCGCAGAUGUUUGCGUCGUUCUUCACGAUGGGAUCCAUGACCACGAUGAGCGCCUUUGCGUUGUUGGCGGGACCCGCGGCCUUCGCUGCUGCCAUGGCGCAGCCGAAGAAGUUGCCGUUCGCUGCGGCCUACAUUGUCGGGCUCAUCGGCACGUUGUGGGCGACGCUGAUCAAGCACAGCUACAUGCGGGGUGCCAUCAGCUCAGGCCAUCGCGCUGCUCUACUUCGUCUGCUCCUACCUGCCCGGGGGCACCGCGACGCUCAACAUGCUGGGCCGAUUUGGCGGCCGCAGCGUCAGGUCACUGGCGAUGGGAUAGCCGCCGGGCGCACUCUGAUGAGAGGGCGCCCGUAGCUCUGCGGCCUCGCGGCGCUGCAGCAUGUGGCUGCUGCUUCUGCCCCCCACCCCCCCAGGAGGAGAGCGCCUCGCUCCAGUGGUCCUGUGGCCCCUCACGAGUUGCGGUGAUGCGUCGGCGCAGUCUCAGCACGUCUCCUUCUCCCCCUC